GCCCUCCAGGAGGAGGCCCGGAUCUAUGCCCUGAAUGAGGAAGGCUCGAAGGCCACGGUUGGUCAGCAGGCGCUGGAGCCGAACCAGCUGAACCUGGACAGCCUGUCGAAGGACAACUUCGGCAUCUUCUCCGGCUCGUACCAGUACAACUUCACCGGGCGCAAUGUGACGGUCUUCGUUCUGGACACCGGCCUGUGGGUCAACCACCUGGAGUUCGAGGGCCGCGCCCAGCUGUACGAGUCGUAUGCCGGCAGCGACUGCGCCGACUGCAACGGCCAUGGCACGCAUGUGGGCGGCAUCGUCGGCGGCAAGACCUUCGGCGUGGCCAAGGAGGCCAAUAUCUUCUCCAUCAAGGUCCUUGGCGACGACGGCAAUGGCACCAUGUUCGACCUGAUCACCGGCAUCUACGACGUGGCGGACAGCCCCUUCUUCCCCAAGGUGGCGGUCAUGUCCCUCGGUGGGACCGUGGCCAGCGCGGCCCUGGAGAAGGCCCUCGAAUACGCCCAUAAGCGCGGGGUGGUGCUGGUGGCCGCCGCUGGCAAUGAGGCCGACAAUGCAUGCUCCUAUGCCCCGGGCAAGUCGAAGUUCGUCAUCUCGGUGGGUGCCCACGACUCGAACGGCGUCCCCAGCUCCUUCAGCAACUACGGCGAGUGCAUCGACAUCUAUGCGCCGGGGAAUCGCAUUCGCAGCGCCGUGUCCGGCACCCAUGACCAGGAGAUGUUCAUCCAGACGAGCGCCAUCAACCCACUGGUGUCGAAGAAGGACGCCCGCAAUGCGAUGGUCGGCUACAAGUCCGGAACCAGUGUGGCGGCCCCCCAUGUGGCCGGCAUCGCGGCCAUGCUCCUCGAGCAGAACCCCCUCCUGACGCCCGACGAAACCAAGGCCCUGAUCCUGGCCCAGACCAAGAUCACCGGGGUCACCGAGUCGGCCGAGAACGGCGGCACCACCAAGCCCGCGGCCUACUCCCUGAUCCAGGCCUCGCCGUGCGACGGCUUCUGCGACGCCUUCCUCAUUGACCUGAUCCCCCGGACCAGCGGCCGGACGCCGACCUUCUACCCGCCGGGAGCGGGGCCGCUCAAGGCCUGGCUCACCUGGCGCGAGGAGGACAUCCUGCCGGAAAUGCUGAGCAUCCGCUUGCAGAAGUUCUCCCCCAAGUCGGAGUCCUGGGAGGACAUCGACAAUCUGACCGAGCCGAAGGUCCUGGUCGACGGCCUGGGCACCAAGCUCCAGCCCCAGCGCCAGGUGGCCAUCCGCUUCGAGGUGCCGACCGCCGGCGAGCCGUACCGCUAUGUGGUCUCGCUGAAGCAGCCCUACUACCAGACCUUCAAGGUCCUCAUCAACUCGCAGACCACGCCGGCCUGCGUGGCUGAGACCGACUGCAAUGGCAACGGCAUCUGCAGCCGGGAGUCUUACCGCAGUGAGGUGCCCCUGCGCGUGCAGGCCGCAGACAUGUGCAUCUGCUCCAAGGAGUUCGCCGGGGACGCGUGCAACCGGCGGUCCUUCCACACCAUGACCAAGUGGCUGAUGACCGGACUGGGCGUGGUGUUCCUCGUUGUGUCGGUGGUGUACCUGAUUUACGAGGAGACGUGCGGCCGCCGGCGCCGGCAGCAGCGCGCCCUGGCCAAGCAGCAGCAGCUGGCCAACAAGCAGGCUAAGAAGGCCAAGAGCGCGGCCGCGGCCGCGGCAGCCGCGGCCCCGGUGGCCGCCCAGCCGGUGAUGGCUCCGGCCCCGGCUCCGGCCCAGCCGGCGUCGGCCUUCGCGGCACCGGUCACCGAGGUCCCGGUCACCCCGUCGGAGAUGAUGCGUGCCCUGCAUGAGCACCAUUACGCCAACCUGGCAUCCGGCCGGCCGAGCUCCAGCGCAGGGCCAGUGCACUAUCCCUCGCCCUACUAUCGCUAGACGCCUCCAUUAGUACCCCAGACCGCGCUCAAGCAUAUGGGCCCCAAUGUCUGUCUGUCUGUGUGUGUGUGUG
Messenger RNA from Fonticula alba, 1972 nucleotides. RefSeq lists its product as hypothetical. Gene Ontology annotation, molecular function: serine-type endopeptidase activity. The coding region runs from base 382 to 1899 and encodes 505 amino acids. The record is from RefSeq and is a predicted model, not a curated record. The transcript has 10 exons. Gene Ontology annotation, biological process: proteolysis. NCBI's taxonomy places the organism in Eukaryota, Rotosphaerida, Fonticulaceae.